AUGUCAUUCGAUUUAAAAAAUGCUGGAGCGACAUAUCAAAGGGCAAUGCAAAAAAUAUUUGAUGAUAUGCUCCAUAGGAAUGUGGAGUGCUACGUUGAUGACCUUGUGGUGAAAUCAAAGAAGCGAGAGCAUCAUAUUCAAGACCUUCGAAAAGUUUUUCAACGCCUUCGGAGAUACCAACUGAAGAUGAAUCCUUUGAAGUGCGUAUUCGGAGUCACUUCUGGCAAGUUUCUCAGUUUCAUCGUUCAUCAGCGGGGAAUAGAGGUCGAUCGAUCUAAAAUUGAUGCCAUUGUGAACAUGCCUGAACCGCGAAAUAUUCAUGAAUUGAAGAGCCUUCAAGGAAAAUUGACAUAUAUCCGGAGGAAAAUCAUUGAUUCUCUAUAUUUCCGCUCAAGAACGGUCGGUUGGGCCUUACUUGCUCAAGAAAACAAUGAAGGUAAGGAGAAUGCACGGUAUUACUUGAGCUGGAUGAUGACAUCUAAUGAGUUGAACUACUCACCCAUCGAGAAGUUGUGUUUUGCACUUAUAUUUGUCAUUCAGAAGUUGAAACAUUAUUUUCAAGCACACACUAUUCGACUCAUAUCUAAGUCUAAUCCCAUCAAAUAUGUCAUGGCAAAACCUGUACUGUCUGAUCAACUCGCGAGAUGGUACCUCCAGUUUCAACAGUUUGAAAUUAUUUAUGUACCUGCGAAGGCUGUCAAAGGACAAAUAUUGGCGGACUUUUUAGCCGAUCAUCCCAUACCUGCCGAGUGGGAGUUGACUGAUGAACUCCCCGAUGAGGAAGUGUUUAUGAUCGAAUCCCCAUGGUCGAUGUAUUUCGAUGGAGCCGCGCACCGUGACGGAGUUGGUGCAGGAGUUAUAUUUUAUACUACUGAAUCAGAUAUGUUGCCAUACUCUUUCACUUUAACACGUCGGUAUUCAAACAAUGUGGCCGAAUAUCAGGCAUUAAUUCUCGGUCUUGAAACGGCUGUUGACAUGAAACAAUUGCAUCUUAGAGUCUAUGGUGAUUCAAAAUUAGUGGUAAAUCAACUUCUUGAUAUUUAUGAUGUCAAGAAACCUGAAUUGAUCCCUUAUUUUAAGUAUGCAAGGCAACUCAUGGGAUAUUUAGAUAAUGUCACUAUAGAACAUAUCCCUAGAAAUUUUAACCAACAAACUGACUCUUUGGCAAUGGUGGCGUCCAUGAUCACUCUACCUCCUCAUCGAAAUCAAAUUUCAAUAUGUCAAAAUUGGGUCAUACCUCCAAUGUUUGAUGAACAGGAUGGUGGUGAGGAAGAAAAUGCUUAUCAUAUUUUUGUCCAUGAGAUCGAAAAGGAGGAUUGGCGUCACCUCAUCAUUAAUUACCUUAAUCAUGGAAAGUUAUCAGAAGAUCCUAAGAAAAGGGUCGAUAUACGUCGUCGAGCGCCACGUUUCAUUUACUACAAAUGGACGCUUUACCGAAGAUCAUUCAAUGGGGUGUUUCUACGAUGUUUUGGAGAAGAUGAGACCAUGCAAGCAAUGGAGGAGGCUCACUCUGGGAUAUGUGGUGCUCACCAAUUUGGCCCGAAAUUACACUUUCGUAUUAAAAGAAUGGGAUACUACUGGCCAACGAUGUGUCAAAUACCUUCGCUAAGAAUUGCAAUUCAAGAGGGGCUCAACGAAGAAGAUAAUGUUCGUCUUCGCCUUGAGGAGUUAGAAGCGCUCGACGAAAAGAGAUUGGAAGCUCAGCAACGGAUUGAGUGCUAUCAGGCUCGCCUUUCAAAGGCAUUCAAUAAGCACGUUCGACCCCGCUCUUUUCAAAUUGGAGAGUUAGUGCUCGUCGUUCGGAGACCAAUCAUUCUCACUCAUGACGGACAAAGAAAGUUUACUCUUAAAUGGGAUGGUUCAUAUUUCGUUCGAGAAGUAUAUACAAAUGGCUCAUACAAGUUGGUUGCUGAAGAUGGAUUAAGGGUUGGCCCCAUCAAUGGCAAUACCUAA
Coffea arabica (coffee) is the source of this 1953-nucleotide messenger RNA. RefSeq lists its product as uncharacterized. The record is from RefSeq and is a predicted model, not a curated record. Lineage: Eukaryota; Viridiplantae; Streptophyta; Magnoliopsida; Gentianales; Rubiaceae. Gene Ontology annotation, molecular function: RNA-DNA hybrid ribonuclease activity; nucleic acid binding.